This is a messenger RNA of Macrosteles quadrilineatus (aster leafhopper), 1735 nucleotides long. Its product is annotated as PAXIP1-associated glutamate-rich protein 1-like. NCBI's taxonomy places the organism in Eukaryota, Metazoa, Arthropoda, Insecta, Hemiptera, Cicadellidae. The coding region runs from base 622 to 1146 and encodes 174 amino acids. The record is from RefSeq and is a predicted model, not a curated record. The transcript has a single exon.
UUUUCAGUUAAAUUUAAUAACAUUAGGUUUUACGAGUACCUAGGUUUGCUGCUACAAGGAAACUAAUUAUAUAAGUGUGUUUUGAGUAAAAUAUUGAUAGCUUAGUACAAAAUAAAUACAUUUGCCAAGUCUGAUCAAAAUAUAUCCAUAAACAAGCAAACUACAAGAUUUGGCAAUAUACUCCUUAAGGAAUAACAUAUGGGAAUUUUAAAUUUACAAUUUUUUUAAUUUUCUCCGUUACUAAUAACCGAAAAAAAAUACUUUUCCAUACUAAAUUAUUUAAUUUUUAAGCCCUUUAAAAAGGUCUAAAGAUAAAUUGGGAAAUUUUGUGUUUUGAGGGUCAAAAGUGAGAAAAGCCAAUUUUUACCCCAUAAAACCCCCCGUAAAGCCCCGUUCCCAUGGUCCGAUCAUGCUGGUUCGCGAACUCAUUCAAUUUCAUCCCGCCUUACACCUUACAGUACAAUGCUAGGAUAUUUACUAGGCCUAGCUGAUUUUUAAAAACAAGAAAGAUACAGGAAGAUCUUUGUUUUCUUGUUGCCAAGACUGACUGAUAAGGGUUAUGAAUGAGUCCAAUGCUAUAAAUUCUCAACCAUAGUCUUUAAAUGUAAAUAUAGAGACAGCAUGAUCAUGUCGGAUCAACAAGAGGAUACAUUGAACCAAGUUGAUGCAUUUUUAAUGGGCGCAGAAGAUAAUAAUUUUGACAUGGAAUGCUCUGAUGAAGAAUUCAGACCGAAAGAUGGAGUGCCUUGGGAACCUUUACCAGAUGAAAUAGCAGAAUUAUUUGAUAGAAUAGACAGCUGCGUACCCUUUGAUAUAGAAUGGACCACUCCUGGAAAACGUCCUCCUACCCCAUCCCCUAAGUUUGACUCUCAAAACGAGGAAGACAAUGUCGAUGAACAUAGGCCUGAGGAGAAAUCUGAUUUUGAUUUUCAAGAUGAAAUGUCCAAUUUGAAGUUAUCAGCGAAAGCUAUCAGGCCUGUGGGAUCUGAGGCUGGACCAAGGGGAAGUGCUAAGAAAAAAACAGUUAGUCUCGAUGCAAUCUUAUCAAACAUGGCUAGGCACAGAAAACUUGAUAUUAUGGAAGAUGACGAUGAAGACCCUUUAUACCCUAGACUUGCUUUGGUAAACAAUAUAUUUAGAGACUGACUGUUAACGUUUCAGUGUACUUGUUGUGUUAUUUACUUUUCCAAAGACUUAAGAAGUUAUUACUAAAAGUUAUCCUAUAGCCUAGUUUAUUUUAGUAGGCCUACUGUUUUUUCAAAAUAUGGCUUAACAUUCAUAUGGACUAAGGCAAUCGUGACGAUCCGUGACAAGUUUGAUUCUUGGGAACUCUUCCCUUCUUCUCUUAACAUUGAAUGUGUCUUUGCGGCCUUGAAGCUCAAGAACUCUUUAUUUAUCCUGGCUGAUAUUGGCUGGAGUAUAUUGAAUUUGCAUCUAUUCUGGAGGAACUGUCAGUUACAGUGCAAGACAUAAAUUCGUUUCUGGUUAUUGGGGAUUUCAACUUACCGAAUGUAGACUGGUCCAGUCCUUCCAGCCACCUCAAUACAUCAGCCCAAUGUAUUUGUGAUAUUAUGAAUUUUCUCAAUCUAAAGCAGUACAACAAUGUCUACAAUGAUCGUGGAGUUCUUCUUGAUCUGGUCUUCUCUUCUAUACAUUUGAAUGUCCACAACGCCAUAGACCCUCUUCUUCAUGCUGAAAGUCACCAUCCUGCUUUGGAGAUGGACCUGGAUAUCAA